AUGCCUCUUUUGUCUGGCGUUCCAGCGCUGCCCCCUGGCUUCAGGUCCAGACCACCUUCUUAUCCAAGCAGCCCUGAACCUUGGCUUCUCCCAGGAUGUAGCUCUGUGUAUGACAGUCUGGUCAGUAAUACAGCCCCAGCCAUGCCGCCCUCCCCCAUUAAUGGAGAAAGAGGACCUGCCCCUGCUAUGCAAAAGCUGCGCAGGGCCUCUAUCCUUGAGCGAUGUAUCCUUAGGAUGUCUACUGCAAGUGUUGCUGUUGGAACGGAAGACAUGGAUGGUAUCAGGAGGUCCCAGGCAGGGAUGCGUUUGGCCCCACGAAACCUGGAUCCAGCUCACAUGGAAGGCAAUGAAUCUGUUCUGAAACGACGGCAGAAACAGGUUCAGUACGGCAAGAACACCUCUGGCUACCAGAAUUACCUGGAGCAAGUUCCCAAGCGUCUGAGAAUCUCUGGGCUGCACCCAUCCACUCCAAACAAAUAUAGAAAAUACAGCCGCCGUUCCUGGGACAUGCAGGUUCGCCUUUGGCGGAGAGCUCUGCAUGCGUGGGACCCUCUGUCUGAACCGCAUGGAGAAGCUGAGGAACAAGACCCUCUUGACCAACUGCAGGGGUUGCUUGAGCAGAUGAAUUGCGAGCUAUAUGAAGACUGUAGUGGUAAAGAGCGGACCAGAGGGAUGCUGUCAAACUCCAAAGCCCCCUUCUCCUCUAAACCUGCAGUGGAUGUGUCGGGUCCUCAGGUGCCAUCCUCCCAGCCAGGCUUGGGGUACGCCUUUAGCAGUCAUCUAACAGCUGAUGAGAAUGUGGUGGGGUGGCUGAGAUUUCUCCUGGAAACUGACCACUCCCGCGAUCAACAGGCGCCCCUGCAGGGCGACCGGCUACUGUGGAAGCCAUACUGA
This is a messenger RNA of Salvelinus namaycush (lake trout), 894 nucleotides long. It is a transcript of the gene slbp2, whose product is annotated as stem-loop binding protein 2. The transcript is spliced from 7 exons. Gene Ontology annotation, biological process: mRNA 3'-end processing by stem-loop binding and cleavage; mRNA transport. The coding region runs from base 1 to 894 and encodes 297 amino acids. Gene Ontology annotation, cellular component: cytoplasm; histone pre-mRNA 3'end processing complex. The record is from RefSeq and is a predicted model, not a curated record. Gene Ontology annotation, molecular function: histone pre-mRNA stem-loop binding; mRNA binding. NCBI's taxonomy places the organism in Eukaryota, Metazoa, Chordata, Actinopteri, Salmoniformes, Salmonidae.